CCUUCCUGGGAAACUGGAGGAGUUUAAUAUCCCUGUGUCCCAUUCCCCACUCUUUGCUUCAGCUCUCUGUCCAUCACCCUACGAUCCCCUUGCUUGGUCCAGAAGGCACAAGCGACUCAGAGGCAGGGGCCAUGUUGAUGCUUUGCCUCUCUGCAUUGGUCCUCUUUAUGCACAUCCUGGAUGCCCAUGCUGCAGGAAUGACAUCCUUUUCCAAGACAGCAGUCCCAGAAGCCUGUGCCCUCAUCAUGUGUGGCCCUGUGGAAAAUGGAUUGCCUGGAAGAGAUGGGAGAGAUGGGAGAGAAGGCCCCAGAGGAGAAAAGGGAGAUCCAGGAUUAUUAGGACCUAGAGGUCUAGCAGGGUUAACUGGAGAAAUUGGUCCCAUUGGACCCAAAGGGGAAAAUGGAUCCAUGGGGGAUCCAGGCCCAAAGGGAGACACUGGAGAAAAAGGACUCCCUGGAGCUCCAGGUGUGCCUGGUCCUCCUGGAAAAAUUGGUCUCACUGGAAAACAAGGGAAUGCAGGUCCCCAAGGUGAACAGGGACCCAAGGGAGAAGCUGGAGACAAAGGAGCCACAGGAAGACAAGGGACACAAGGUCCCACAGGCCCAAUAGGUCCACCAGGUCCUAAAGGGGAGAAAGGAGUAUCAGGUGAAAGAGGACCUCCUGGAAAUGCUGGUGCAGCUGGUCCAGUUGGAAUCUCUGGUACUCCAGGUCCCUCAGGGCCAAAAGGCUCACUUGGAGCAAAAGGUGAUAGAGGAUUACCUGGGGAGAAAGGUGCCAAAGGAGAAAGUGGUCUCACAGAAACCAAUGCUCUGAAGCAGCAAGUAGUGGCCUUACAGGAACAAAUGAGAAUCCUCCAAACAAGUUUUUCCAGGUACCAGAAAGCUGAACUGUUUCCAAGUGGUCAAGCAGUUGGGGAGAAGAUUUUCAAGACAAAUGGCCAUGAAGGUAACUUUGAGAAAGCAUUGCAAUCAUGCCAAAAAGCUGGUGGGCAAGUAGCCUCCCCCAGGAAUGCAGCAGAGAAUGCGGCUGUUCAGGAGAUUGUCACGACAUACAAUAAAGCGGCCUUCCUUGGCAUGACUGACACUAAGACAGAGGGAAAGUUCAUCUAUCUAACAGGAGAAUCACUGAGCUAUUCCAACUGGGGCCCAGGAGAGCCUAACAAUGAUCAAGGUAGAGAAGACUGCAUUGAAAUAUUCACCAAUGGCAAAUGGAAUGACAAAAGAUGUGAGGAGUCACGUCUUAUCAUUUGUCAAUUUUGAGCCACUGGUGGGGAAAGAGUUGUGCUUUGUCUGGUAUGAGUUAGCAAGGGGAUACAGUUGAUUCAGGCUGUUGCAGACUAGAGGUGGCAAGGGCUGCCUGGGGAUCAUAGAGGAUCAUCAGAUAGAGGGCCACUGUAUUGCUCAUGACUAAUAAACAAAAAUAUCAACA
This is a messenger RNA of Vombatus ursinus (common wombat), 1428 nucleotides long. RefSeq names its product pulmonary surfactant-associated protein D-like. The transcript has 8 exons. The record is from RefSeq and is a predicted model, not a curated record. NCBI's taxonomy places the organism in Eukaryota, Metazoa, Chordata, Mammalia, Diprotodontia, Vombatidae. The coding region runs from base 132 to 1259 and encodes 375 amino acids.